AUGGCGGAGACUUUUGCAUUUAACGCGGACAUCCAGCAGUUGAUGAGCUUGAUCAUCAACACCUUCUACUCCAACAAGGAGAUCUUCCUGCGAGAGCUCAUCUCCAACGCCUCGGAUGCUCUGGACAAGAUUCGCUACGAAUCGAUCACCGAUCCAGACAAGAUCGAGGCGCAGCCCAACUUCUUCAUCAAAAUCAUCCCGGACAAGACCAAUUCGACCUUGACCAUCGAAGACUCCGGCAUUGGCAUGACCAAGAACGAGUUGAUCAACAACCUCGGCACGAUUGCCAAGUCUGGCACCAAAGCCUUCAUGGAGGCCAUGGCGGCAGGCGGCGACAUCUCCAUGAUCGGCCAGUUCGGCGUCGGCUUCUACAGCGCCUACCUCGUCUCGGACAAGGUCCGCGUCGUCAGCAAGCACAACGACGACGAGCAAUACAUCUGGGAGAGCGGCGCCGGUGGCUCUUUCACCGUGCAGAAGGACACCGAGUUGGUUCACGGCGAGAUCAAGCGUGGCACCAAGAUCAUCUGCUACCUGAAGGAAGACCAGUCCGAGUUCCUGGAGGAGCGACGCUUGAAGGAUCUGGUGAAGAAGCACUCCGAGUUCAUCGGCUUCCCCAUCGAGCUGUACGUGGAGAAGUCCAAGGAGAAGGAGGUGACGGACUCCGAGGAGGAAGAGGAGGAGAAGAAGGACGAGAAAGAGGGUGACGAGCCAAAGAUCGAGGAAGUGGAUGAGGAGAAGGAGAAAGAGGAAAAGAAAAAGAAGACCAAGACGCUCGGCGGACGAGUCGAUGAGUGA
Messenger RNA from Symbiodinium necroappetens, 795 nucleotides. NCBI's taxonomy places the organism in Eukaryota, Dinophyceae, Suessiales, Symbiodiniaceae. The record is from the annotation of a GenBank genome assembly.